Molecule: messenger RNA, 2044 nt
Organism: Solanum tuberosum (potato)
Lineage: Eukaryota; Viridiplantae; Streptophyta; Magnoliopsida; Solanales; Solanaceae
Product: proline dehydrogenase 2, mitochondrial-like
Exons: 4
Coding region: 90-1592 (500 amino acids)
Cellular component (GO): mitochondrion
Molecular function (GO): FAD binding; proline dehydrogenase activity
Source: RefSeq, a predicted model, not a curated record
UUUCUCAAAAACUUUACAUAUUCAUUUGAGAGAGAAUAAAAAAAUUAUAAACACACAAAAAAAAUUCAUCUUCCGCCGCCCACCGUUGCAUGGCCAAUAAAGUUUUUUGUCCGAAACUCCUUAAGAACCUCGGAUUUCAUGUCCGCCGUUUAAACUCAGCUCCGUCACCUCUUUCCGCCGUCCCACCGUUAAAUUUCACUGGCGAUUUUAACGCCGUACCAAAUUUGGUGGAACCCGCACCACAGAUUAACACAAACCACCACGACCAUCAUAAUACUAAUAACAUUAUCAAUUUCGAUGAUGUUAAGGAGCUAUUCUACGGCGUUCCGACCAAGAAACUGAUUCGAUCAUCGAUGACGUUACAAAUGGCUGCUAUUGAUCCCAUGGUUGAUUUGGGUAUGUGGAUAAUGAAUUCUAAACUUAUGGAAAUGCCUGUUUUUAGGGAGGUUAUGCUUGGAUUUGUUAAAAAUACAUUUUAUGAGCAUUUUUGUGCCGGGAAAGACUUAACGGAAGUUAGACGGACCGUUACCAAUCUAUCUGAUUCUGGGUUAAAAGCCAUGCUUGAUUAUGGGGUGGAACAUGCCACCGAUAAUGAAUCUUGUGAACAGAGUACGGCGGCCUUUAUUCAAACGAUUGAAUCAACCGAAUCACUUCCCGAAUCUUCAGCAAGCUUUGUGGUAGCAAAGAUAACUGCAAUUUGUACACCAAGGCUUCUAAAAAGAAUGAGUGAUUUGUUAAGAUGGGAACAGAAAGAUCCAUCAUUCAAUCUUCCGUGGAAGCAAGAGUCGCUUCCACUUUUCGCCGAAUCGAGCCCUAUUUAUCACACUUGGAGCAAACCAGAGCCUCUAACGGUAGAGGAAGAACGUGAUCUUCAAUUAGCUCAUGAAAGACUUAGGAAAAUUUGCGAGAAAUGUUUGGAACAUCAAGUUCCUUUACUAAUUGAUGCGGAAGACACAACAAUUCAACCUGCAAUUGAUUACUUUGCGUAUUCUGCAGCAAUUAAGUACCAUAAAGAUGAUCAGCCUUUGAUAUUCGGAACAAUUCAAGCUUACUUGAAGGACGCUAAGGAACGAAUGGUUAUCGCUAAAAAGGCUGCAGAGAAAAUGGGAGUUCCAAUGGGAUUUAAGCUUGUGAGGGGUGCUUACAUGUGUAGUGAAAAGGAAUUGGCUUCUACUUUAGGAUUCAAGUCUCCGAUUCACGAUAGCAUUGAGCAAACACACGCUUGCUUCAAUUCGUGUGCGGAGUUUAUGAUUGAAGAGAUUGCUAAUGGAUCUGGUGCAGUUGUUCUCGCCACUCAUAACAUUGAGUCAGGAAAACUUGCUGCAACCAAAGCUAUAGAUUUGGGAAUAAAAAAUGAGAGGCAAAAUCUCCAAUUUGCUCAGCUAUAUGGUAUGGCAGAUGGUCUUUCAUUUGGGCUGAGAAAUGCAGGAUUUCAAGUUAGCAAGUAUUUGCCAUUUGGUCCUGUAGAGCAGAUUAUGCAUUACCUUAUGAGGCGUGCUGAAGAAAACAGAGGCAUGUUGUCAACAUCGGCAUUCGAUAGGCAACUCAUGAGGAAGGAAUUGAGCAGGAGACUGGAAGUGGCAACUUCUUAAAUUAAUAUUGAGAAUGUGAAAUCUAUAUUAGUAAGUAAGAAUAAUAAACGAGGAAACAUCACCGACUAUUGUAAAUAAUUCAAUGAUGUGAGGGCAAAAAUUGAUGAUGAUGAUAAUGAAGAUCAAAGCAACCAUGGAUGGGUAAAAUGCAUGAGGAGGAAGUCAGUUUAUCUUCUUGUGUGUUAUGGAAAAUAAAAAAAUGUACAUAUUUAUUUUAGGUCCACUUGUUGUAUCUUUCUCCAUGUGCUAUUUUAGGUUCUAUUAUAUUACUAUAUAUAAUGUAGUAGCACCUUAAGUUGGUUAUAUUUGGUAUCGUGUUUUAGAAAUAGAAGUGGAAGAAGGUACUCCCUAGAGUGGAGCCAAAAUGUUGAAAUUACAAAGUGUGUAUCUGUUUCUCUCUCUCUCUCUAUCGAGACAUUAUGAAAUAAAUCAGAUUUACUGGAUUUGAUUAA